Molecule: messenger RNA, 1125 nt
Organism: Rotaria sp. Silwood1
Lineage: Eukaryota; Metazoa; Rotifera; Eurotatoria; Philodinida; Philodinidae
Source: the annotation of a GenBank genome assembly
AUGAACAAUAAAGAUGAUAAUUGUGAUACAUCGGUUCUGCCAGAUGAUAUAUUUACAUUGAAAGGUGAAGAAUUUUUUCGUGUUAUUCGACCAUUAAUAGGUGAAGUUGCUUGCAACAUUCUUGAAAUUCAAAUGAUUGAUUCUGCCCAAAACUUCUUGAAUACAAAUGAUAUUUUUGAUAUAUUUAAAUACGAUUCUGAUGAUAUCGAUGCAAUAAAAUCUAAGUUAUGUUUUAAAAUGAAAGAUGGACAAUAUAUUGUUCGUACCGGAGUAUUAAAUAAUAUGACAUAUUUGAAAACAGUAUUAAUAAAGAAAUUUGAAGAAAAGCAUAUUUCUUCAAAUAAUUUACAUACAGAAAAAAUUUAUGAACUAAUCAAUCGAAAUCCGAUAUUGCAAUCACUUAUAGCAUGGUACUCACAGAAUGAAUUUGCUAAUAAUGAUAUUAAUAAAAAUCAUUCGUUCAUGUCAUCUUUUAUCGACACUAUAACAAAAAAUAUAGUUAAACAAAAACAAAAUUACCGAUAUGAUGAUUCUAUGAAAGAUUUUGCUGUAGUACUUUAUACUCUAGGUGGUAAACAGGUAUACGAGUUCGUUCGAAUUAAUAUUAUUGGUGCAUUACCUAAUUUAACAACAUUAAAGAAAUUAAUAUCGAGUACUGAUGCUAUUUUAACAGAAGGUCGUUUUUGUUUUGAUGCACUACAACAAUAUCUUAAUUCAGUAAAAGUAAAAUUUGGUUUUUGUUCAGAGGACUGUACCUCUAUAAUAAAAAAAAUUAAAUAUGAUGUUAAGACUAAUUCAUUUGUUGGAUUUGUUACAAAACUUUCAAAUGGAGUACCGAUUCCUGACUAUUAUCAGACUGAUUCAUUUGAAGAACUGCAAUUUUGGUUUAAUAAUAUUGAAAAAUCUAAUUUGUUGAAUAUUCAUAUGUUUCAGCCUAUACCACAACUGAAUCGUACAAAUGCACCAGCCUCAUUUUUGAUGAGUGCUUAUGGUGUUGAUAGUACAUCAACAGCCAUCGAUAUACUACAUCGAUGGAUAUAUAUUUUUAAUAAUUGUAGUAAAAGUCAAAUUAGAAUUAUUGGUUUUUCUACAGGUAAAAUCUUUGCGUUGGAUCUUUGUUGUUAG